Mya arenaria is the source of this 5511-nucleotide messenger RNA. RefSeq lists its product as uncharacterized. NCBI's taxonomy places the organism in Eukaryota, Metazoa, Mollusca, Bivalvia, Myida, Myidae. Bases 87 to 1253 code for a protein of 388 amino acids. The transcript is spliced from 6 exons. The record is from RefSeq and is a predicted model, not a curated record.
CUUCCCUGUAUUUGUUUACAUCGACAACGAGAGCGUAGGAAUUUAUUUCUUUAGUUUAGGUGCAGUUAAAGACAGCAGCUGCAGUCAUGCAGAACUGUUACAACGGAGGGGAGCGAAUGCCGCGAGAGAAAAAGUUUGAGAUGGAUGAGAGGCUGGCGAACAAACACAUCCAGACGCUGCAGUUUGUGCAGGAGACAGUCAAUGAAAACAAGGUCCUCAAAAAACGGGUUGAAGAGCUAGAGGAGGCUCAGAUCCACUGUGAGGACCUACACAAAGCUGCAGCAGACAGCAAAGCACAAAUCAAAGUAAUCCAAGAACAGUACCUGAACCGUGCUGAUGAAAUAAAUGCUAUGAUGGCAGAAAAACACAGAGCUGAGAUGAUGACAGUGGUCCAAGAGAAGCUAGAACAAGAGAAGAAAUACAGUGAAGACAUUGUCAAGCUGAGAACAGAGGUGAACCAGCUAGAGAGCACAAACAGGGACCUCAUGGAACGGAUCCAGGAGAUGUCUGGCUCAAAUGCACAACUAGAGGUCUUGGUGGCUGAGAUAGAAGACCAGAGAAGAAUUAUUUCAGACCUAAGAAUGGAACUUGAUGCUGUAAAGAAAGAAAAUGAAGAGCUUUCAGGGGAGAAAACCACACAGUUCUCUCAAAUACAAGGAUUACAGUCCUUGAAAUCCCAAAAUGAGGCUUUGGCCCAGGACUUAAAAUCCAUGGCUCACAAGAACAUGGAACUAUCACACAAAGUCAUGAAACUUGAGGCAGAUUUAAAGGAAAGUUCUAACACAAGAGACCAAAUGGAGCUUAUUGACCAUUUGAAAAACAAACUGGCCAAGUUACAUAAAGAAAGGUCAGUAGCUGUUGAGAAAGAGGAGUAUUACCAAAAACAAAUUGGUGACAUGAGGUAUGAGAUUGAGAAAAUGGGAGAAAAGUUACAGAGUGUUGAGGUUACCAAAGACAGAGUGCUUGAAGAGUAUUAUAAAGUCAUAGCAGAAUUGCAGUAUUUGAAAAAGAACUACUCCAGUGACACCCAGAACAAAAACUUCAAGGACUUUGUGAAGAUUAAACGUGAAGUAGCAUCGCUAAAGGAUGAGAAUCAGCAACUGAAACAUAUGCACAAAGCCGUGUUCACUACCGGGAGUAACACAAAUCUUCCCAUGUUGAGGUUUGAAGCUGAUGUGCCUGUUGUCAAAACAUCAGGCAGCAAAAAGUCGUCUAAGUCUAAGAAAUCUGCUGUUAGUGUGGCAUCACAGUGAGUGUCAGGCUGUUACUCUUGAAGUGUGGCAUCACAGUGAGUGUCAGGCUGUAACUCUUGUAGUGGCAUCACAGUGAGUGUCAGGCUGUUACUCUUGUAGUGUGGCAUCACAGUGAGUGUCAGUCUGAAACUCUUGUAGUGUGGCAUCACAGUGCGUGUCAGGCUGUAACUCUUGAAGUGGCAUCACAGUGAGUGUCAGUCUGAAACUCUUGAAGUGUGGCAUCACAGUGAGUGUCAGGCUGUUACUCUUGAAGUGUGGCAUCACAGUAAAUGUCAGGCUGUAACUCUUGUAGUGGCAUUACAGUGAGUGUCAGGCUGUUACUCUUGUAGUGUGGCAUCACAGUGAGUGUCAGUCUGAAACUCUUGAAGUGUGGCAUCACAGUGCGUGUCAGGCUGUAACUCUUGUAGUGGCAUCACAGUGAGUGUCAGGCUGUAACUCUUGUAGUGUGGCCUCACAGUGCGUGUCAGGCUGUAACUCUUAUAGUGUGGCAUCACAGUGAGUGUCAGGCUGUAACUCUUGAAGUGUGGCAUCACAGUGAGUGUCAGUAUGAAACUCUUGAAGUGUGGCAUCACAGUAAGUGUCAGGCUGUAACUCUUGUAGUGGCAUCACAGUGAGUGUCAGGCUGUAACUCUUGUAGUGUGGCAUCACAGUGUGUGUCAGUCUGUAACUCUUGUAGUGUGGCAUCACAGUGCGUGUCAGUAUGAAACUCUUGUAGUGUGGCAUCACAGUGAGUGUCAGGCUGUAACUCUUGUAGUGUGGCAUCACAGUGAGUGUCAGGCUGUAACUCUUGAAGUGUGGCAUCACAGUGAGUGUCAGUCUGAAACUCUUGAAGUGUGGCAUCACAGUGAGUGUCAGGCUGUAACUCUUGUAGUGGCAUCACAGUGAGUGUCAGGCUGUAACUCUUGUAGUGUGGCAUCACAGUGCGUGUCAGUCUGUAACUCUUGUAGUGUGGCAUCACAGUGCGUGUCAGUCUGUAACUCUUGUAGUGUGGCAUCACAGUGUGUGUCAGUCUGUAACUCUUGUAGUGUGGCAUCACAGUGCGUGUCAGUCUGUAACUCUUGUAGUGUGACAUCACAGUGCGUGUCAGGCUGUAACUCUUGUAGUGUGACAUCACAGUGUGUGUCAGUCUGUAACUCUUGUAGUGUGACAUCACAGUGCGUGUCAGACUGUAAUUCUUGUACCAUAUGUGUUUGUCUUUCUGCUUUAGUGGCAAUAUGCAUGGCUUUUUUUAUAUUAAUAUUGCUAAUAUGCAGUACCUUCCCGAAUAUGUUGAAUUGACGAUGUUUAACGGACCUAAACUAAUUGGCAUACUUUUAGUGUGCCUUUAAAUUGUUUGGAACCUUUUCCCGUCUUAGCACAUGUCAUUUUCUUAGUUUUAAUCAUAGCAGUUCAAAUUUUUGUUUGUCAUUUUAAUUUCGGUGUCUUACCAUUUUGGAAAUGUGUUCUAUAUUAUGUUGGCUUCCUUUGCAUAAUUAUCAUACAUGUAUAUCACUUAAUGGUUCGUGUUUAGCGAUGGUCUUCUAAUCAAUUAAGUGAGAUAAUAAAAAUGAUAAUGAUAACCAAAAAUAAUUUAUAGGUCAAAGUUUUGAAAUUGUGAAAUGUUUGUUAUAAUACAUGUAUGUCUUCCACAGGACUCUUCCCUGAUUAGAUCAGAUGUUAAGAUGAUUAGUUUACACCAGCAUAUUAUAUAAAAAUCAUACUUUUUAUUUUGUCCGGUUUCAUUUUUCUUUUUCUUUUUUCAAUGCUUGAUGUUGCAUUAUUUGCAUAUGUAUAAUGAUAUUUUGUCUUUUGAAAGUGAAAAUUGUUAAAAAAAAGGAAAUUUAUUUUCAAAUGGGAAAAGGCCAUCUCAAAGUACAAUUUCGUGAGAAAUAUUAUGAUAAACAUAUCAAGAUAAGUAGAAAUUUAUGUUGCUAUUAAAAAGUUAUUUAAUAGAAUAAGGUCAUUUCAUAUUUUCUCAAGUUGUGCGUCAAUGACUUUUCAAUAUCAUACAUACAUUUAUCUUAAAGCAUGAAAUUAAACUAGUUUGAUAGUCUUUUAGAUUAUCUGACAAAAAGGUCAAACUUUGUUCCGAAGUAAUUAUCAGAAAAGACCUGCAAAAAAGCUUUUAAUUAAUCGUAAAAAAAUAAAUGUAUGCUCUUCAUGUAUACAUAUCUGUUACAGGUGAAGGAAAACAGAACAAAAAAUAUUAUGUCAGUAUUAUUUUGUAUUUGUUUAUUUAUUUAUUUUUUUAAAUGUUACACUUGCACUGUUUAAGUACCACUUCUCGCUUUUAAUUGUGUUGUAUUAGUUACAAUUCUUUUUAAAGGUGUAGUUUAAAGGCCUAGUUUGAUCCUUCUAUAAGUGACCCCCCCAAAAAAAAACAAAAAAAACCGUGUAUUGUACACAACCUCUGUGCAUUGAUCUUAAUCUAUUUGCCUAAUUGGCUUUUCAGAUCUCUGAUCUGAAUAUCCUGCUGUGCAGCUUUGGAGGUUUUAUUAUAGAAAUGGACCCUUAAUUGCCCUGAGCCAAUAAACAAAUACACAGGAAAUUGGCCCCUACUGUGACAUCAGUGCAUUUAGCAGGAGAUGCACAGCAGGGAAUUGUCAUGCCAAACAUUCCUUAAACUAGGCAUUUAAGCCUUCUAUAAGUGACCCUUCCCCCCCCCCCCAAAAAAAAAAAAAUCAAAAAAAAAAAAUCGGUGUAUAGUACACAUCCUCUGUGUAUUGAUCCUAAUCUAAUUGCCUGGUGCCGUUUUAUCAGAUGCCCGGUCUGAGUAUCCUGCUGUGCAGUUUUGGAGGUUUUAUAAUUGAAAUGGACACUAAAUAGCCCUGAGCCAAUAAACAAAUACACAGGAAAUUGGCCCCUACUGUGACACCAGUGCAAUUAGCAGGUGAUGCACAGCAGGGGAUUGUCAUGCAAAACAUUACUAAAACUAGGCCUUUAACAGUUUUAUGGUCCUUGAAUAUAACUUCCAAGUAGUAGGUAGAUUGUGUGUUACAAUCAGCAGUAUGUAUACCAUUGAGAGUAAAGAUACGAUUUUAUUAAAAUUGUUAAUAUUUUGGGACAAUAUGUGGACACAACAGUUGAAAUACACCAUCUAGUACUUAAACAGUAAUUUAAGAUUUUUUUAUUCAUUAGAUUAGAUGCAUGUGUGUUCGCUCACUCGCAGGUUUAGAACUCUAAAAUGUUUCUUGUGAAUAAAAAAAAACAUUUUUUGUCAUUUUUUAAUAAGGCAAUAUGGUUUAGAAGUGAUUUAAAUAUUUUUCAAAUUUACAAUUUAAAGAAAAAGUAUGCACAUUAAUCACGGCACAAUUUUCUUUUAUCAGUAUUGCAAUGCACUCAUAGCACAAUUCACUGUCUGUCUGUCUGUCUUUGAAGAAUGUUAUUUAUGCGCCCGUAUAUGCUUAUAAGUAGAAAGUUAAGAAUGUUUUACAUUGUACUUAUGCGUGCGUGUACCUUGUUGAGCAAAAUGAUUUAUGUAUCGAGUUGUGAAUGCGAACAGGUUCUAAGUGACAUCAAAUAAAGAAGAUAGAACCUAUUCGCUUUUACCCUUCGAUAUGUGUUCGUUUACUUGUAUUUACUCGUGGCGUUAAACUGCUGAGUUAAAUGUUUGAUUUAUGCACGCGUUUAUGCUGUUGAGUGUAAAGUUGUAUUUAAUCGUGCGUAAAUGCUGUUGAAUAGAAGUUUAAAUUAUUCAUGUGGUACUGCUGCUGAGUAGAAUGUUUUAUUUAUGCGUGCGUUUAAGCUAAUGAGUAAAAACUUGUACUUGGUUAUGCUUUUAUGCUGUUGAGUAGAAUGUUUUAUUUAUACGUAGUUUAUGCUGUUGAGUAGAAUUGUUUAUUUAUGCGUGCAAUUAUGCUGUUGAGAAGAAUGUUUUAUUUGUGAGUGCGAUUAGGCUAUUGAAUGGAAUGUUUUAUUUGUUCGUGCGUUUAUGCUGUUGAGAAGAAUGUUUUGUUUAUGCAUAGUUUAUGCUGUUGAGUAGAAGGUUUUAUCUAUGCAUAAAUUAUGCUGUUGAGUAGAUAUUUUUAUUUAUGCGUACGUUUAUGCUUUUGAUUAGAAUGUUGUACUUUCUCGUGCGUUUAUACUAUUGAGUAAAAUGUUUUAUUCAUUCGUGCUUUAUGCUGUUAAGAAGAGAUGUUGAUCUAUGCUUAGGUUUAUGCUGUUGUAAUGUCAAAAGUGCUUUUGUGAAACAUUUAUGAUUUUGUUUAUAUUUUUACCCAUAUAUAUAUUUUGAAGACCCUGCAUGAUAUUUGUGAUUAAACUUGAAGAGUUAAAACUG